Molecule: messenger RNA, 3056 nt
Organism: Leptinotarsa decemlineata (Colorado potato beetle)
Lineage: Eukaryota; Metazoa; Arthropoda; Insecta; Coleoptera; Chrysomelidae
Cellular component (GO): extracellular matrix
Molecular function (GO): protein binding
Source: RefSeq, a predicted model, not a curated record
GAGUUGUUUUCACUAGAGGGUAUUUACUGACCAAGUCUGACUCAAGUGAUUUUUAAAGUUUACAAUUUGAAUGUGUACGUGUCCUGGUUGCUGCAACAAAAAGGAGAGAUGCUCAUAACAGUCCUUGUUCUCCUGUGGCUUCCGGGAGGGCAUUUCGAUAAUUCAUGUAAUUUUCAUGAAGAGGCCGUUAGCUGCAUAGAUAUACAACAAGAAGAAUUUAUUGAUGGAUUCUACGAGAACGAGCGAUAUUUACAAAAAAAUAAUGUGUACUCUAUUGAAAUAUUGGAUUCAAAUUAUUCAUUUAUAGAAUCCUUCAUCGAUCCAAGAAGAUUUUUUCCACGUGUAGUUGUUGUUCAUUUGAGGAUACGGAACUCCUUAAUUCAACACAUUGCCAGGAAUGCUUUCGAAGAUUUGGAUAAUCUGUAUACUCUGGAUUUGCGAGAUAAUUCAAUAAAAGAAAUCGUUUUCAUUGAGACUCUCAUACGUUUGACAAGUUUGGAUUUGAAUAACAAUGUAAUCAGCGUUUUAGACUUGAACAAUUUCAAGUCACAAAAUAUGGUGAAAGUUAACGCGAGAAACAAUAGUAUUGUAGAAAUAUUACCUUCCAGAGAAUAUAAUAGAUUUUCUUCAUUUGAUGUGAGCCAUAAUGUAAUUUCGGAAUUCAAUGAAACUCACUUAAAUUGUUUGUUUGUAUCAUUAGAUAUGAGUUAUAACCUAAUUCAAAACAUAUCGGUGGCAUCAUACAAAAAUAUCAUCAAUUUAGAAGGAAAUAAUAUCAACUUCCUGACUUCACAGGAAGGCAGAACAUUGAGGUGCCAACAAUUAUAUUUAACAAAUGUGCCUGUGUCUCUACCUUCACAAUUGGGAGUCUCUGAAAUUUUCAGAAUAAGAAACUUUCAAUUGCCAAUACUAAGUGAAUCGGAAUUCGAUAUAGAUCGGCUCGAUGCCAGCUCUUAUCUCAAAAUAGAUUUUUCAAAUUCAUCUUUAACAGAUACAUCUCAAAAUUACUUUUCAAAUAUCGAGUUAUCGCUUUUGAAUUUGAGCUAUAAUAAUUUUUCAGUAUUGGAAAAAAGUUUAUUCAAGAGUUCAAGUAUAAAUAUUCUGGAUAUAUCGUAUUCAGGAAUAACAUAUUUAUCCAAUAUCGUAUUCAAAGAUAUGUCGACUUUACAGCUAUUGAAUCUAACAGGCAAUAACAUACAAGUCGUUGAACAUAUCUGCAAGUUCGUCGAUAUUUUUUGUAUUGAUUUUUCGCAUAAUAUAAUAAAUACUGUUGAAUCUAAUUCAUUCGGUAGCUGCAGACAUCUACACACGCUCAAUAUUUCCAAUUCUCAAGUUAGAAGCAUCAUGCCAAGAGCAUUUUCAGAUUUAUUUCAUUUAACAAAUUUGAAACUGGAUAAUAAUAAUGUUAAAAUUGUUGAUGGUAAUACUUUCGGAGAUUUGAGAUCAGUAAUUGACUUAUCUAGGAAUGAUUUGGGUAUCUUGCCAACCAACGCCUUCUCCAAUUCAGAAGUUAUGGAUUUGCGAUUUUUUGAUGCCCACAUAGAAAUUGUAAGACACAAAUCAUUCAAUAAUUUAUCUCGAUUAAAACAAUUGAAUCUUUCGCAUACUGGCAUCACAGAUGUGGAAGAUUAUGCAUUUUUCAGUUUACCUGCAUUGCUAACUAUAGAUCUGAGUAACAACAAACUAACAGUAGUUAAGAGUUACACUUUCAUCAACUUACCAGUAGAGGUUUUGCUCCUAUACGGAAACAAAAUAAAAAUAAUAAAAACAGAAGCGUUUACCCAUAUGUAUUUUCUAAAACAAUUGGAUUUAUCAAGUCUUGAAAUUCAAACAUUAGAAUCUUUUGCGUUUUCUGACCUAAAACAACUCGACAUUAUCGAUUUAAGAGGUAAUAAUAUAACUGAAAUAAAGAGGAAUGUUUUUACUGAUCUCGCGGUACGUCACAUCGAUCUAACUAACAAUGAAAUUUCCAGCAUAGCCCCUAUUAAUAAUACUGUUACAAUUACAAAAUUGAGUUUACGAUUCAAUGGAGUUUUGGAAAAGCGAGCUAUAUCGAAUAUCUAUUUGAGAGAAGUAGUUUUUGUUAAUUCUUCAAUACGUUUGUUAAGAGACGGCUGUUUUAAAGGCCUGUACAAUUUGGAGAAGUUGCUGUUCAAUGAAUCAGAGGUAAUUAUGUACGAAUCAGACACCCUACGUGGGUUGUAUCAUUUGAAGUAUUUGGACGCUUCAAAUUUACUCAGAAGGAAUGAAGUGAUACAAAAAAACUUUUUUAAAGGUCUUGGUAACCUGAAAUUUUUACAAGUUUCGAAUAUGAGCUUGAAAACAGUUGAAACUGGGGCUUUCGUUGGACUUGACAGCAUAGAGAAAUUGAAUUUAGAGAAUCAUCAUCUUACUUCCAUAGAUCUGAUGGAGAUUCUCAAUGGAACCAGAAAACUGAAAAUCCUAAAACUCAGUAAUGGAAACAUAAGCAAUUUGAUAUUCAGAAAAGACCAAAAAACUCUUUCCAGUUCCGCACUUAAGAUGUUGUUUAUAGAUAACAACCAUAUACAAACAUUUCACCAUGAAGUAUUUCACAAACUGAUCAUGUUGGAAACUUUACAUUUGCAAAAUAACAAAAUAAACAUGAUUCCUCUCCAAAGUUUCAGGUAUUUGAAUAAUUUGAAAGAGUUACGACUGGACAAUAACUAUUUGAUAACACUCGGUCCUGGCAUGUUUGAGGGUUUGAUAAAUCUGAGAAUGCUCAAUUUAUCACAUAAUAUUCAAGUUUCCUCUGAUUCUUUGAUAACCUUGCGUAGUUUGAAUAUAUUGAAUCUGGAACAUACUUCCUGGAAAGACAUUAAUGAAAUCACUUCAUUUAGGGAUGAUUUUCCAGAUCUGCGAGAAGUAUAUAUAAAUAACAAUCCCUUCUCUUGUCCUGAGUUAUCGAUAAUAAUGAAAUAUUUUUACGAAAAUUCGAUCAACCAUCCAUCUGAUAAUCCAAGAUAUGAUGUUUGGAAUAUAAAUGGCAUAGUUUGUUAAUAUUCAGAUAUCAGAAAAUAAAGUAGUUGUUACGAAUA